This is a messenger RNA of Hirsutella rhossiliensis, 564 nucleotides long. RefSeq lists its product as uncharacterized. The transcript has a single exon. Lineage: Eukaryota; Fungi; Ascomycota; Sordariomycetes; Hypocreales; Ophiocordycipitaceae. The coding region runs from base 1 to 564 and encodes 187 amino acids. The record is from RefSeq and is a predicted model, not a curated record.
AUGCAAAGACCGAGCCCGCCCAUUGCCGUCCCCGUGGACCUGGCUUUCGGCUUCGAACUUGAGUUUCUGGUUCCACAGAAGCGCGAGGGAUACUCCUCCGAAAAUCACAGUGACCGCGGCCCCUACACCGACGGGCUCCCGUUUCAAUGGGCUUGCCCAGCCGACGAACACGAUCCUAAAAAAAAGAUUCUGGAGCUAUGCACCGAAGUCAUGUCGAGGCGCAUCAUGGGGACAAUUAUAUGGUACCGCGUCCCGGACGCGACCUCUUCGGUGGAAUGGGAUCCCUUGGACGCCUCGUUCUGGGUCUUGCGGCCAUCCACCCAUGCCAAGGGUCAAGAUUGUUGCCUUGACGUUUACAAAUGGUUCGGUCUGAAGCUGCGCAGCCCCUUGUAUGCCGAGGACAGGCAUGAAUAUUGGAAAUCGGAAACGCAUAUCGGCAUCGCGUCAUUACGGAAUUCCGUCAGGAUGCACGCCAACUCGACUUGCCCGUUCAACGUCUUCUUCGAGCCAAGCUGCCCUUGGUUGGAACUGACAGACUUCAAGAAGCUCUUCACGCUCCUGUAG